CUGAGGAGGAGGAGGGAGGGAAUCAGCUGGUUAUGAGCCGCUCUGUUAGGGAGUCAGCGCUGGUUAUGAGCCGCUCUGUUAGGGACUCAGCGCUGGUUAUGGGACGCUCUGUUAGGGAAUCAGCGCUGGUUAUGAGACGCUCUGUUAGGAGGGAAUCAGCGCUGGUUAUGAGACGCUCUGUUAGGGAGUCAGCGCUGGUUAUGAGACGCUCUGUUAGGGAGUCAGUGCUGGUUAUGAGACGCUCUGUUAGGGAAUCAGCGCUGGUUAUGAGACGCUCUGUUAGGGAAUCAGCGCUGGUUAUGAGACGCUCUGUUAGGAGGGAAUCAGUGCUGGUUAUGGGACGCUCUGUUAGGGAGUCAGCGUUGGUUAUGAGACGCUCUGUUAGGGAAUCAGCGCUGGUUAUGGGACGCUCUGUUAGGGAAUCAGCGCUGGUUAUGAGACGCUCUGUUAGGGAGUCAGUGCUGGUUAUGAGCCACUCUGUUAGGGAAUCAGCGCUGUUUAUGAGCCGCUCUGUUAGGGAGUCAGCGCUGGUUAUGAGUCGCUCUGUUAGGGAAUCAGCGCUGUUUAUGAGCCGCUCUGUUAGGAGGGAAUCAGCGCUGGUUAUGAGCCGCUCUGUUAGGGAAUCAGCGCUGGUUAUGAGACGCUCUGUUAGGGAAUCAGCGCUGGUUAUGAGUCGCUCUGUUAGGGAAUCAGCGCUGGUUAUGAGACGCUCUGUUAGGAGGGAAUCAGCGCUGGUUAUGGGACGCUCUGUUAGGGAGUCAGCAUUGGGUAUGAGCCACUCUGUUAGGGACUCAGCGCUGGUUAUGAGACGCUCUGUUAGGAGGGAAUCAGCGCUGGUUAUGGGACGCUCUGUUAGGGAGUCAGCAUUGGGUAUGAGCCGCUCUGUUAGGGAGUCAGCGCUGGUUAUGAGUCGCUCUGUUAGGGAAUCAGCGCUGGUUAUGAGUCGCUCUGUUAGGGAGUCAGCGCUGGUUAUUAGACGCUCUGUUAGGAGGGAAUCAGCGCUGGUUAUGAGCCGCUCUGUUAGGGAAUCAGCGCUGGUUAUGAGACGCUCUGUUAGGGAAUCAGCGCUGGUUAUGAGUCGCUCUGUUAGGGAAUCAGCGUUGGUUAUGAGCCGCUCUGUUAGGGACUCAGCGCUGGUUAUGAGACGCUCUGUUAGGAGGGAAUCAGCGCUGGUUAUGGGACGCUCUGUUAGGGAGUUAGCAUUGGGUAUGAGCCACUCUGUUAGGGAAUCAGCGCUGGUUAUGGGACGCUCUGUUAGGGAAUCAGCGUUGGUUAUGAGCCGCUCUGUUAGGGAAUCAGCGCUGGUUAUGAGACGCUCUGUUAGGGAAUCAGCGCUGGUUAUGGGACGCUCUGUUAGGGAGUCAGCGCUGGUUAUGAGACGCUCUGUUAGGAGGGACUCAGCGCUGGUUAUGAGACGCUCUGUUAGGAGGGAAUCAGCGCUGGUUAUGAGACGCCCUGUUAGGGAAUCAGCGCUGGUUAUGAGCCGCUCUGUUAGGGAGUCAGCGCUGGUUAUGAGACGCUCUGUUAGGGAAUCAGCGCUGGUUAUGAGACGCUCUGUUAGGAGCCAGACGAGCAGCUCAGACCAGUGGGCACGCCCCUGUGACGCCACACAGUUCUGCACUUCUGUUGUUGUCUUUGUGUUGUUUACUUUUUUGAACAAGAAAACCAAAUCCCAUCUUUGAGUCGCAGGAAAGAUUAUGAAUUAAACUGAUUAUACUUUUAUUUGAGAAGGAGCAAGGGAAAUGUAUGUAGUGUGCAUGCUGUCACAAUUCUCUCAAACCUGAAAGCUGUCUUCAUUUUUGAGUAAAAGUAAGUCUUAAAGAUGUCGCGAAGCGUAGAAGGACUUCGUAGACUUGAUUGGUUAGCUUUUUGUGUUUUUGUUACAGAGAAUAUUACUCUCUCCUGCUGACCUCUUGUCAGAAGCCAAUGCCAGCAAAGACAUGGACCUGGAUAUGUACAGUAAAGGUAGCCGCUGUUUGUGAGUUGAUGUUGAUAUUGACAUUUCCUGACAGACAAAAAAAAGGGGCAGCGUUGCUGGCUACCGGAAGUUAAGCAGCCUUUCAGCUACACGUGGAUAAGGCGGCACCCCUGGUUUGAACCCAGCUCUCCUACUGCCCCCCAACAGAAGCCUUUUUGGAUAUUAAAGGGGCAACCAAAAGAAUCAUUUGCAGACCCCGGGGUAGGGGCUGGGACAGUGGGCUCACAUUGGAUUCACAGCCUCUAUGCUUAUCAAUCCGGAUGCAAAGUUAAAGCCAAAGAUGACAGUCUUGGUAGCUGGUGAUGGUGGCGGGGGAGGACAUUUUCUGUAUUCUUUACUCUGCAAUAGCUUGGCACUCUGACCGUGUCCUGUUUGCUGCGGGUGCCAGUUGCUGAUGCGUGUUUGCUAGUGCUCCUUUAGCAUGCGGCGGUUUGAUUUGGGCGUGGCUUUAGAUCGACCGAGAACAGGAUCGUUUUGAUGCCCCUUCCGGGCUCUCUGUUGUCAUUGACAACAGCGCAUGUUGCUAAUGGAGGCUGCGUUGGCAGCUGCGCAUGGCUUUAGCCUCAGCCUGUUUAACGACUCAAACGUGUGGAUUCAGACCUCCUGUAAAAUGCACCGGGGAGAUGUGUGGUUUACCUCUGUCCAAUCGCGCGAAGACGACUCGACUGCAUUCACACACCGGCUGACCACUGCUGUGGGUACGUCUCUUACCCCCCCUGCACUGAAACUCAGCACCGCUCUCAGUCAGUUCCUGGGGCGGUAUGGCCUGAUUGGCCGUCCGUGCUCGUAGCUCAGACUCGCUCUCAGACUCGCAUUCAGACUCCCGCUCUCAGACUCCCGCUCUCAGACUCCCGCUCUCAGACUCCCGCUCUCAGACUCCCGCUCUCAGACUCCCGCGCUCAGACUCGCUCUCAGACUCCCGCUCUCAGACCCCCGCUCUCAGACCCCCGCGCUCAGACUCCCGCUCUCAGACUCCCGCUCUCAGAAUCCCGCUCUCAGACUCCCGCUCUCAGACUCCCGCUCUCAGACUCCCGCUCUCAGACUCCCGCUCUCAGACUCCCGCUCUCAGACCCCCGCUCUCAGACUCCCGCUCUCAGACUCGCUCUCAGACUCCCGCUCUCAGAAUCCCGCUCUGACGGCAGGCUGGGUUGGGCAGCGCUGGGCUCUGCUGGGUUGGGCAGCGCAGGGCUCUGCUGGGUUGGGGAGCGCAGGGUUUUGCUGGGUUGGACACAAGCCUGUGCACUGAUGGUGUGGGGGGGGGGGGGUGGCACAGGAUGUUCUAUGCGUGAUGUGCAAAUGUUUUCUCUCAUGCCUUACUUGCCCCAUUUCUAUCUCUCUCUCUCUCUUUUUGUUUAAAUUGCUUAGCUAUUUGUUCAGCAGAACUGUGCCAAAUACAAAAAACAUUUGGGCGUUUGCAUUUGAAGUGACAUUUUUAGUUUGUUUGACAUUGUCAAAGACUGAAAAAAGUGCAUUGUGUUUUAAAUAUUUAAAUUCUUUCUCAAAAGCAUGGUUUCUCCAUUUAUGUUUGAAAUUGUUAGCAGAUGUUCUUGGAAUACAUUUGUAAUUUCAAAUGCUUCCAUCAGAUGCUUUUGAAAUUCAUAUCAUUUACACAUCUAUGGAUUUAAGGUUAGAUUAAAAAUGAACCUUGGUAACUUAA
Anguilla anguilla (European eel) is the source of this 3635-nucleotide messenger RNA. RefSeq lists its product as uncharacterized. The record is from RefSeq and is a predicted model, not a curated record. NCBI's taxonomy places the organism in Eukaryota, Metazoa, Chordata, Actinopteri, Anguilliformes, Anguillidae. The transcript is spliced from 2 exons. The coding region runs from base 33 to 1682 and encodes 549 amino acids.